Olea europaea var. sylvestris is the source of this 771-nucleotide messenger RNA. RefSeq lists its product as uncharacterized. Gene Ontology annotation, molecular function: nucleic acid binding; RNA-DNA hybrid ribonuclease activity. The record is from RefSeq and is a predicted model, not a curated record. The transcript has a single exon. Bases 1 to 771 code for a protein of 256 amino acids. Lineage: Eukaryota; Viridiplantae; Streptophyta; Magnoliopsida; Lamiales; Oleaceae.
AUGUCCAGGCCGAUUCUUUCUGGAAGGAUUGGAAAAUGGGCAUUACUGUUGUUUGAGUUCGAUAUCAAAUUCAUUCCACAAAAGGCCAUUAAAGAACAAGCUUUGGUGGAUUUCCUUGCUGACCACCCAAUUCCAACGGAAUGGGAACUUCAGGAAGACCUUCCCGAUGAAGAUGUUCUAUUCACCGAAAUCGUACCAUCAUGGAGGCUAUACUUCGACGGGGUAGCCCGAAAUUAUGGUGCCGGAGCAAGAGUAGUCUUCAUCACUCCUCAUGAUCUCGUCAUGCCCUACUCAUUUGCCUUAUCAGAGAAAUGUUCGAAUAAUGUGGCAAAAUAUCAAGCUCUUAGCAUCGGCUUAGAGACAGCCUUGGAUAUGGAUAUCCACCAACUGGAAGUCUUUGGAGAUUCCAAAUUGAUAAUCAACCAACUUUUAGAUGAAUAUGAAGUCCGUAAUUCUGACUUGAAGUCGUAUCAUGAACGUGCAACAAUGCUUAUGAGACAAUUUGAUUCGAUAAAAAUCAAAUUCGUCCCGAGAAAUGAAAAUAGGGAAGCUGAUGCCUUAGCUAAUUUGGUUGCUGUUUUAGCUAGAUCAGAUGAAGAAUUUUCCCACUCCAUAUCAAUUGCUCAAAGAUGGGUGUUUUCGUCAUUGCUACCCAGUAAUUUGGAAGAAAACAAUAGUGUCGAAGUAGAUGAAGGUGAGGAAAGAGAAGAUUGGGGACAGCCAAUAAUUGAUUUCCUUCAACAUCAAAAUCUACCAGAUAAUCCAAGGUAA